Molecule: messenger RNA, 1534 nt
Organism: Gregarina niphandrodes
Lineage: Eukaryota; Apicomplexa; Conoidasida; Eugregarinorida; Gregarinidae
Exons: 1
Source: RefSeq, a predicted model, not a curated record
AUGCCACAGUACGUCUAUGGGCAGGACCCAUUUUUAAAGGUGGCUUCAGGAGCUGCAGACGGUCUGCUACAUUCUUCUCCGCCACAAAAUCGGCGGUUCUUUUCUGAGGCAAAAACGGAUUUGUCUAACUUGAAAAAAACCGCGCGGUCCCAACGAACUGACCUUUACCGCUGUCGGAGUCGGGGCAGCUCACCAAACAGUCCUCUUGGUCACUCGCCAAGACGGCAUGGUAGAUCACUUCGUGACAACACUCCCCCUCGCGGUACCACCCCGCGUGGUACGACACUGCGUGGUACGACACUGCUUGGGAGCCGGUUAGGAGGGGAACGAAGGGAAGGCCGCCAUUUUUUCGAGUCCCCCAGACUGCUGUACCGAAGAGAUAGACACGCUGAGUCCGGUCCCAGGUCCCGAGGCCGUGGACCGCCCGAUACUUGGUACCGAGAACGUGGGUCACCCGAACCGUGGCCGUGCGACCCCUGGGGGUGGACGGGCUCACGAGCCGUCUACCGCGAGCCAGGGCGAAGACGAGCCAGUUGGCACCUGCGCCAUCGCCCGCCCGACUGUCGGGGAAUGUGGAACGAAGACAACGAGUUCGACUCCUGGCCAGCGGACUCCGACUCGUUUUCCAACAGCUCCACCAGUCGCUCACUUAGUUCAGACUCGGCGUCGGACGCCGAACGCUUCACCAAGGAAGAGCUCAAGGCCACCAUCAAGACCCUGAUAGCGAAUCAAGACGCCUUGGUGAAAAAACUGGAAACCUCGUGCUGCCGCCCCUCCAGCUGUCCCGUCUUGCCCUGCAGCUGCCCCGAAAGCCCCAAGUGCUGCAACAACUCUGAUCCAGACCUGCUGCCCCACCAAUACGAUUGCACACACGACUGCACACACGAUUGCACACACGAUUGCAACCACAACAGCAAACACCCGUGGGAUGAGUGCCACACGACAGUGUGCGGCCGAGUGCAGACUCCGGAGUGUGUGCGGGAGCUAGCCGGUGCGGAUGGCGAUGUGUGCACACACGUGUCCGCCACGUGCCCGUCCGGCGCGCACGUGUCCGGCUCCCUGCGGCGAGACCCUGCGACCCGCCCUCAGCACCGCUGCACUGCGUCGAGCCGCCGCUGCUGCGGCGGCCUCGCACCCGUGUGUGCACAGCCGCACACACUCGAUGCUGAACUCCGCCUCCCGCGGAACUUUAGGCAGGUCGUGGCCGACGGUUACGAGACCGAGCCGCUGGGGGCGGUUUCGCUUGCCGGUCCGCAAUUCGGGCCACUGACGGAGCUGUUUCCGGCCGAGGAACUGCCAGCUGCGGACGCCAUGUUGAUGGCAGCCGAAAAUGGGGCUCUGGGCCACGGAGCUCUGGGACAUCACGGAGCUCUGGGUCACGGAGUUGUGGGCCACGGAGUUGUGGGCCACGGGGCUCUGGGAAAUGGCGUCAUCGGGAAUGGGGCCGUGGGGUACGGGGUUCCGGGAGUCGGGACGGGGCAUGAGCCGAUGCCGCCACCGGAGCUGAAGGCGGCGUUGACUGCACAGAUCGCAC